AUGGGUGCAAGGGGGUACAGCUUUUUUAAAUCCUGGAUCCGCCACUGGCCUCUCCUAUUCUUCUUCUUCAUCUACAUCACAAUCUCAUAUGCAACAGCAGAUUUUCUAAAAAACCCGGAUUUCGAAAUCCCUCCCGCCAAUGUAACAGCAAAUACCAGUACCGAAGCAAACUCCAUUCCCGGCUGGUCAGUCAGCGGCACGGUCUGGUACGUGGCCUCCGGAAACAGCGGGGGCCACGCCGUGCAGUUAGGCCAAAACGGGAAGAUCAGUCAAAGACUCACAGCCACCGGUAAUUAUAAUAAUGCGUUAGAUUACAUUGUGAGCUUCACUCUUGCUGCACAAAAUAUACAGUGUGCUAACAAUCGGACUGCUCUAAACGUAACACUCCGCGAUUAUUUGGAUCGUAACCUAUCAAGAGUGAUCUACAUGUUAAAGAAUUCAAGCAGAAAUGCGUGGGAGAGACAUAGUUUCAAAGUGCCGCAAAUGGGAGGGAAGGACUAUGUCGACAUCCACAUCCAAAGCGUCGCCGGAUAUGAUAACGAUAAUGACACGUGUUGGCCUCUCGUCGAUGCAUUUACUGUCAACACCAAUCAAAUGCCUAUUUGGUACGAUGGAAACAUGUUAUCAAAUGGCGGUUUCGAGGUGGGGCCAGCAUUCGGGAACAAGUCUGGAAACGGGAUUAUACUAAACGAGGAAGACGAUGAGUUCUACUCUCCGCUGCAGCAAUGGUCCGUAAUCGGAAGCAUAAGAUACAUCGACUCCGGCCACUACAAAGUUCCCGGCGGCCGAGCGGCGGUGGAGCUGCUCUCAGGUGGGGUCCAGAAAGACUUCCCCAGCCUUCCAACGGCAAAUAGCUACACACUCAACUUCACGGUGGGGGACGCCAAUGACUCGUGUGCGGCCGAUUUGGUAGUGCACGUGCGAGUAGGGGCGAGCGUGUGGGAGUUCAGGGUGAAGAGCAACGGAACGGGAUCCGCGUUCAGACAUAGCGUGGGGUUUAGGGCUGAGGCGUCGUCUCUCGUCUUUUAUAGCUAUGAGGAAACGGUAAGCGGAGAUGGAGCGUUGUGUGGCCCUGUUUUGGACGAUGUGAUUCUUGUUGCUUCCUUUGGAGAGAGGCUGGAGCUGUGGCGUCGCCUUUUAUUUAUUGCUUUUCUCAUCAUCGUCAUUGUGGCUUGAUGUCAUCACAAAUUAAUAAAAUAAAUUAUACUCUUAAAGA
Messenger RNA from Salvia miltiorrhiza (redroot sage), 1216 nucleotides. Its product is annotated as protein DUF642 L-GALACTONO-1,4-LACTONE-RESPONSIVE GENE 2-like. The transcript has 4 exons. The record is from RefSeq and is a predicted model, not a curated record. NCBI's taxonomy places the organism in Eukaryota, Viridiplantae, Streptophyta, Magnoliopsida, Lamiales, Lamiaceae. The coding region runs from base 1 to 1176 and encodes 391 amino acids.